AAUAUGUAUGGACGAAACUGAAAGCAGAGGAGAUUUCAUUAAGAUGCUGGUAAGCAUCUUUGUUAAUGGUGAUACUAGUGACGGGUCCAUCAGAGGUACUCCAGGUAAAGGACUGGUGCUGUUUUUUGGGAGCAAAAACGUUGCCACCAUCUUCACCAAGGAGAACGAUGCCUCCGAGUUUGCUGGUGCUCUGGUGAAAUUAGUUUCAGAUGAUGAGAUCAAGAGAUGCAGAAAAACUGCAGCAGAAAUUCUAGAGCAUCUAUGUAUUCAUUACAAUUGGAAUGAUGAAUAUCUCGGUACACUCAAGAAUGCCAUGACGGGUGUGAUGCCAAGGGUGCUUAGAGAAAUACUACUUGGUUUUGGGUCGAGAGGAAAAGCAGGAAAGCCCACGUAUGCCAGACCAGGUACCGACGUCGAAAGCCAAGUCGGUGUCGGUGGUAAUGCUGUUUUAGAAGUCAAUGUCAGUAACAACAACAACAAUACUUCAUCGUCUCGGCAAAACCAACACCACAAGUUGCAUCUUGCCCUUCUGUCCCUCUGUGUGACGGCAUGUGAGAAAUUACACCUCGAUGUCAAUGCAGUUUCGCCGGGAGAAGGAGACCAAGGAGAUCAAGGAGAAGGUGUCGCAUUCAGGUUUGCGACGAAGUUGGUACAGUUAAACAGGGAUCUCAUGACCGCCGACAGCCUGACAGUGAUGAAGCUUACGACCAGAAUGGUGAUAGCAACCGUGAAGAAACACAUGGUGGAUGGUCGCAGCACCAUCGCCAAACGAGCUGACCUGCAGAGCCUCAUGGAUUUGCUCUCCAGCGUUUCAGAGGACAUGCUGGAUCUUGAGAGCUGCAUGGUUUUUGCCACUGGAACAAGGACAACGACAAUUCCUGACAACACUGAAACCCUCGAUUCCAUCGUUAAACUGGCAUCGAAACUCCACGGCCAAAUUAGGGGCCAAGACUCUGAAAUAGAGCUAGCUAGCUCUAGCUAGCUCUCUCAGAAGA
Triticum aestivum (bread wheat) is the source of this 995-nucleotide messenger RNA. RefSeq lists its product as uncharacterized. NCBI's taxonomy places the organism in Eukaryota, Viridiplantae, Streptophyta, Magnoliopsida, Poales, Poaceae. The coding region runs from base 8 to 982 and encodes 324 amino acids. The transcript is spliced from 2 exons. The record is from RefSeq and is a predicted model, not a curated record.